Molecule: messenger RNA, 990 nt
Organism: Arachis stenosperma
Lineage: Eukaryota; Viridiplantae; Streptophyta; Magnoliopsida; Fabales; Fabaceae
Product: protein FAR1-RELATED SEQUENCE 6-like
Exons: 8
Coding region: 1-990 (329 amino acids)
Biological process (GO): regulation of DNA-templated transcription
Molecular function (GO): zinc ion binding
Source: RefSeq, a predicted model, not a curated record
AUGGCUUUUUGGGCCGAUGCAAGAAGUAGAGCUGCCUUUGAGUAUUUCGGAGAUGUUAUUUCAUUUGACACCACUUACAAUACAAACAGGGUGAAUCACCACGAAAAUGCUCCGAAAGGAUUUCUCACCAAUAAAUGCGCAUCAAUGAAAAGGGCUUUAGAGGCCUGUAUGCCAACAACAAUUCACCGUUGGUAUAUUUGGCACAUCAUGAAGAAGAUUCCAAGCAAAUUAAACGGCUAUAAAGGACAUGAAGAUAUUGAACAACAAAUGAGCCAAGUUGUUUGGAACUCUCAUAGUAAAGACUCAUUUGAUAGGAAUUGGAAUGAUUUUCUGCUGAAUUUUGGUCUUGCAGACAACAGGUGGCUUUCAGAUCUCUAUGAAGACCAUCAUAUAUGGCUCGCUUAUUCAAUUCGUCAACAAUACGAUAAUUGCCCCGGAAGCAGGGAGCAAGCAGAGAGAGAAUCAGAUACUGCAGAUUUUUAUACGGUCAUACCAUGUGCAACCAAAUCCUCCAUUGAAGCUCAGUUUCAAGAUGUGUACACUCAUCAAAAGUUUAGGGAAGUCCAAGCGCAAUUAAGAGGAAAGGUGAAUUGCAUCACUAGAUUAACGAAUUCUGCUCUAGGCUAUUCAGUAUAUGAGGUUGGAGAACAAGUUUUCAGCUCAAUAUUCAACAAGUUUGUGGUUACUUACGACUUAGUUGCAGCCGAGAUAAAAUGCCAAUGCUUAUUAUUUGAAUCGAGAGGGAUACUGUGUCGUCACGCACUAAGCGUGUUAAGCUUUGAACAAGUAAGCCAAGUGUCACCUAGAUAUAUACUGGAACGAUGGAGCAAGAAGAUAAACGUGUUUGAUGCUGCAUCAGUUGUGCAUUCAAAUUCCAGCCAAUAUCAAGGACAUAUUAUGAAUUAUCAGUUCAGGGUAUUAGGGUUUAGGGUUUUAGGGUUUACAGGUUAUGGGUGUAUAUUUGAUUUGAUAUUUUCCUGCAUAUUAUAG